Onthophagus taurus is the source of this 3566-nucleotide messenger RNA. RefSeq names its product Staphylococcal nuclease domain-containing protein 1 (gene Tudor-SN). NCBI's taxonomy places the organism in Eukaryota, Metazoa, Arthropoda, Insecta, Coleoptera, Scarabaeidae. The record is from RefSeq and is a predicted model, not a curated record. Gene Ontology annotation, molecular function: RNA binding; nuclease activity. Gene Ontology annotation, biological process: regulatory ncRNA-mediated gene silencing; mRNA catabolic process. Gene Ontology annotation, cellular component: RNAi effector complex; cytosol; nucleus.
UUUACGCCACAUCACAAUUUCUAAUUUGAGUGAAAUAAAAUUCCAAUUGCAUUCGAUGGUUGGUUUUUGCUUAAAAAUCAUAAGCAAACGUCGAUUGGUACGGUCUUUCGGUUAAAUCCGUCUGUGGAAAAAUCCGAAAGUGUAACGCUUUCACCACCGAGUGGGGUCACGUGACCACGACACCACUGAGUUGACGAUCGGUCUUUCGCCCACAGCGUAUGGCCCAUUCACGAUGACGACCCCACAAAUACAGCCAAAACGCGGAAUUGUGAAACAAAUCCUUUCUGGGGACUCGGUUAUUAUUCGAGGUACCCAAGGGGCUCCACCACCGGAAAAACAACUUAAUUUUUCUAGUAUUAUCGCUCCGAAACUUGCCAGACGUGCCACGGAAAAUAAUGAAGUCACUAAAGAUGAACCUUUUGCUUGGGAAGCUAGGGAAUUCCUUCGAAAAAAACUCGUUGGUGAAGAGAUUUGGUUCACUUCUGAGAAACCACCAAAUGCAACGAGGGAAUAUGGAAUUGUUUAUCUUGGAAAAGAUUUCAACACCGCGGAGAAUAUCACAAAGAGUCUUGUUUCUGAAGGCCUUGUCAGUGUGAGAAGAGAAGGGGUUAGGAUAACACCGGAAAUUGAGGAAUUAUCAGAAUUGGAAAAUGCUGCAAAAUCAGCCGGGAAAGGAAAAUGGGGAGGAAAUUUGCAGGAACAUGUGAGAGAUAUAAAAUGGUCGCUUGAAAAUAUGAGAACUUUCGUCGAUAAGCAAGCUGGGAAACCAAUAAAAGCAGUUAUCGAACACGUCCGAGAUGGUUCAACUGUGCGAGCUUUCCUUUUACCCGAUUUCUACCACAUUACGCUGAUGAUAUCGGGAAUUCGUUGCAACGGUUUCAAAUUAGACGCGAACGGAAAACCAGAUCCAAACGAAAAACUCCCAUUCGCCGACGAAGCUCGAUACUUCGUCGAAAUUCGUCUUUUACAACGCGAUGUCGAGAUUAUUCUAGAAUCGGUUAACAAUAACAAUUUUGUUGGAACGAUUGUACACCCAAAAGGAAAUAUCGCCGAGGCUUUAUUAAAAGAGGGACUCGCUCGUUGCGUUGAUUGGUCAAUUGCUUUUAUGAAAUCUGGAGCUGAUAAAUUACGUUCAGCCGAACGUAGAGCUAAAGAAUCAAGAUUGAGAUUAUGGAAAGAUUGGCAACCGAAUGCGCCCCAAGUUACCGGAAAAGAAAAAGAAUUUUCUGGAACCGUAGUUGAGGUUAUAAACGGAGAUGCUUUAUUGGUUAAAUUAGCUAAUGGACAAGUUAAAAAAAUUUUCUUAUCCAGUAUAAGACCCCCGAAAGAAGCGGCGCGUGCUAACGAUGAAGAUGGAAAACCUGUAGCUAGACCAAAAGGUUUCCGUCCGUUAUAUGAUAUCCCGUGGAUGUUUGAAGCAAGGGAAUUCCUCCGAAAAAAAUUGGUUGACAAAAAAGUUCAAGUAGUCGUUGAUUACAUUCAAGAAGCUAAAGAUAAUUUCCCCGAAAAAGUGUGUGCUACCGUCACGAUUGGUGGAUCUAACGUAGCCGAAGCGUUAGUUUCUAAAGGAUUGGCAACCGUGGUUAAAUAUCGACAAGAUGAUGAUCAACGUAGUUCCCAUUACGACGAUUUGAUGGCCGCCGAAACUAAAGCGAACAAAUCCCAAAAAGGGAUUCAUGACAAAAAGAACGUCCCCGUUCACCGAGUUAUCGAAAUCGACGCCGCAAAAUCAAAACAAUACCUUUCCUCGUUUAAACGCCAAAAUCGUAUUGACGCCAUCGUUGAAUUUGUCGCAAGCGGCUCACGUUUGAGACUUUACAUCCCGAAAGAAACUUGUCUUUGUACGUUCCUUUUGGGUGGGAUUAGUUGUCCGCGUGGUGCUCGCCCCGCCGUUGGGGGAAUCCCCGCAAGCGCUUCCGAACCGUUCGGUGAUGAAGCUUUGGCUUUUACAAAAGAUCGUUGUAUGCAACGUGAGGUGCAAAUCCAAAUCGAAUCCACCGAUAAAGCUGGGAACUUUAUCGGUUGGUUAUGGGUUGAUAAUAAUAAUUUAUCGGUCGCUUUGGUCGAAGAAGGUUUCGCAACGGUUCACCCAACAGCCGAUAGGUCGGAGUAUUUUAAACAAUUAAAACGAGCCGAGGAUAGUGCUAAACAAAGGAAAUUGAAGAGAUGGAAGGAUUAUGUUGAGGAAAAAGAGGACGAACAACAAAAAAUUGAAGAAGAUAAUGCGAAUCCUGAAAGGAGUGUAAACUACGAAGAAGUUGUAGUAACGGAAGUAACACCCGAAGGAACAUUCUUCGCCCAACAUUAUCAAAAUGGAUCAAAAGCUGAGCUUUUAGUCGCAAAGAUGCGUCAAGAAUUCCAAGCGAAUCCACCUUUACCUGGGGCUUAUAACCCAAAACGCGGCGAUACUUGCGCUGCGAAAUACACCGUUGAUGAUGAAUGGUAUCGAGCGAAAGUGGAAAAAGUUCAAGGUACAACCGUCCAUAUUCGUUAUAUCGAUUAUGGUAAUCGAGAAACUGUGAAUUCAACCCGCUUGGCAAGUUUACCCGCCGCUUAUGCGAAUGAAAAACCAUUCGCAAACGAGUACAGUCUCGCUUGCGUUGCGUUACCGAAAGAUCCAGAAUUUGCGGAUAUCGCUUUGAAAUAUUUAAAAGAAGAUCUUAGUGCGGGAAAAUUAUUUUUAAAUGUUGAAUAUCGCCCGAGUGGUGGAUUACCGGCUGCUACCGUUUUCACCGAAGAAAAUAAGGAAGAUAUCGUAAAGAAUUUGAUUACAGAUGGUUUGUUGUUGGUUGAAAAAAGACGGGAAAGGAGAUUGCAUAAAUUGGUAUCGGAGUAUAUGGCCGCCCAAGAAGUGGCUAAAACUAAUCAUGCAAAUAUUUGGCAGUAUGGGGAUAUAACUGAAGAUGAUGCGAAAGAGUUUGGAGUUUAAUAAUAAGGGGGACCAUUUUAAAAGCACACUGAGACAGAGCGAAAUCGCCUACAUUUGAUUAAAUCAUAAAAAAAAUGAUGUAACUUGAGUUUUCCAUAAAAUAGUGUUCUAGAUUUUAGGGGGAUUCCAAGAUAGUUAAUAAUCGAUUUACUUCCGAUUAUUUUUUCGUAAUCAUCAUCCAUAGACUCUCCAUUCAAAUAUUUUUUAUUAAAAAAUAAAUAAAUAAGGUGUUCAGACAUAUAUUAAUAUGAAGAUAGGUUUAUAUUUACUCCGUAUAUUAAAAAAAAAUAAAUAAAAUUAGAAUAAACAGAAAAUGCGAUGAAGACUUUCAAGGAAAGGAAACUUAUUUUUUAUAGUUUUUAAGCAGGUUGCAACGUGGCUUCAUCAGGUGUACCAUCUGUAAUUAAUUCUUUUUAUUUCUGCUCAAAUUUACUUUUGUAUCUCUUAAUAUAAAAAAAAUAUAUUAAAAAAAAAAUCGCUUGGGUAACCUUGUAGCGUUAUGGUUGUGAUUCCUUGUAGACGUAAUUUUGUGUAUCAAGAAGAAAUCGUUUUUGAACGAUCAGUUAUCUAAUUAUGUCACCAAUGUAAUAAAAAAAUAAUUAUAGCUAAAUGGGGUGUAAAAUAUUUUUUACGUCCC